Molecule: messenger RNA, 2755 nt
Organism: Orussus abietinus
Lineage: Eukaryota; Metazoa; Arthropoda; Insecta; Hymenoptera; Orussidae
Gene: Sidpn
Product: hairy/enhancer-of-split related with YRPW motif protein
Biological process (GO): regulation of transcription by RNA polymerase II; anterior/posterior pattern specification; regulation of neurogenesis
Cellular component (GO): nucleus
Molecular function (GO): DNA-binding transcription factor activity, RNA polymerase II-specific; RNA polymerase II cis-regulatory region sequence-specific DNA binding; protein dimerization activity
Source: RefSeq, a predicted model, not a curated record
GCCAACAAACCACUGAUGGAAAAGCGACGGCGAGCGCGGAUCAACCAGUCCCUGGCGGCGCUGAAGGCGCUCAUCCUCGACAGCGCCCGCCUGGAGAACACGAAGCACAGCAAACUCGAGAAGGCGGACAUCCUGGAGCUGACGGUCAGGCACCUCCAGAGGCAGAGGAGCCUGGCACAGCCAGGUCUCUCGAGGUACAAGGCUGGAUACCAAGACUGCUCGAGAGAGGUGAGUCGGUACCUCGACGCCCCGGACAUCAUCACGGGGAACACGACGCCGAUGGACCCCGCGGUGAAGCAGAGGCUGCUGCGGCACCUGGACAGCUGCGUGUCGGAGCUGGACCUGGACCUGGGCUCGCGACCGGACAGUGGGCUAGGAAGUAGUCCGGGGAGCGUGACGGACCGGGUACCGGGCGCGGCGAGCCCGGGGGCGAUGGACCACCACGCGCCGCCGACCCCGCACUGCAGCACCGCGCUGAUCAAGUCGGAGAUGCCCGAGCUGGACGCGACGCGACCCGACAGCAGCACGACGGCGGGGGACGAGAACAACAACAGCAGUCGGCCGACCUCGGCCUUCGGGACGGGACCGCACGUGCCGCCAGGGCUGGACCAUCACCACGCGGGAGUGGCGGCGGCGGUGGCCGCCGACCAAGCGUCGACCUCCCAACAGAACCCGGGGAUGCUCUCGGUGGUACAGGUGAUCCCCUCGCGCCUCCCGGACGGUCAGGUGGUCUUCUUGCUGCCGAGCCACUACGUCCAACUGGCCGCAGCAGCCGCGGCCAACGGCAUCAGCAUCGGGCCCAACCCGCCCACGGCCAUCUGGGCGGCGACCAACAUGUCGCUUCUCAAGGCCACCGACAAGCUGGUGAAGAGGCCGCUGGACGACCCCGCGGACUGGCCCGACGCCCCCAAGCCCGGGAAGAGCCCUCGCCUCGACCAUCCCGAGCAGCCCCUCGACUUCACCACCACCUCGAAGAAGCUGAAGUCGGCGCGGAUGGCGGCGGCCGCCGCCGCCGCCCAAGCGGCUGCCUCCGCCGCCGACCAUCGCGCUGCCUCCCUACACCCCGCGCUUCACCCCGCGCUACACCCCGCCCUACAUCCGGUGGCGCUGCACGACGAGCGGCCUUCUAGUCACGCGGGCAGCGAGGGUACCGAGGUCGUUUUGCCUGCCACCUCUCCUGGAGGAGCACAACCCGUGAAGGACGAAGAGGGCAUGUGGCGACCCUGGUAGGAGGCCUCAUUUUGGACCCUGGAACGCGAUGGAGGUGGUGGUGAGCGAAUGUAAGCCUAGGCUUGGUCUUGGCCAAUGUGGAAUCGGAACCAAGACCCACUUUGCUCACCACUGGAUGGGGGACCCUCGGUGGCCCCUCCACGUGGGGUCCGUCGUCCCUGGGGGGAUCUUGAAACGUGCGUCCAUGGGACCUAGGGACCUCGACCAAGUUCCGCGCCCUCGGCCUCGUAGACGUGGACUUUCCGUGCUCCGUUUGAACGGCAAUUCCCACCUGGACAUCCGGAUCCGGAAUUUACGAGGUGCCAUGUCGGGAACGUGAAUGCCUUCCAGGGGAGGGCGAUCAAUUUUUAUGAUUAAAUCGGGCCCCACUUGGCGCGGGACUAUGGCGAGUUCCUUGACGCGGCCUUUCUCGAUGGUCCCUCGAUACCUAUCGAUAUAUCUUUCCCCGUGUCGAGAGGUGAUCGAUAGUCCUCCAUCGCUACUCGUGUACAGACGGAGGGGCGCGCCCGCUGGGGCUGGCACGAGGACUGCACGCGAGCGGGCUCGCGCCCGAAUGCCAAAGUAGUACGAGAGGCAAUAAACUUGUACAUUGCUUAGAGAGUACGCCUAAGUAAAGCGUUUUGUCCGGGCGACGCUCCAGAUGUAUCAGCGACGUACGUUGGGUCGAGCUCAAGCGACCGAUUCCCUAAAUGAAACUCGAAGAAAUUCACGCUCUUCGAGACUGAGCCGAAGUUCAAAAUGGUCCAAAUUCCAAAAUAACAUCAUUCCGACCCAUCGUGCGACGCCAAUAUGGAGGAGACGCUCUUCUUCUUCGAGAUUUCGCACUGAAAAAAAAAAAAAAAAGAGAGAGAUCAGCUGGGAGGACCAAUUUUCCCUGCUCAAGAGUUCAAAAAUUGAUCGGCUGGCAAAUGCAUUUUAUAUUAAUUUUCGAAAAAUUCGGGUAUUUUCGGUGGUCCUCAGGUCGGAGGCAUGGGGCGGACCAGAUAUAUGUACAUAUAUUUUUUUUUUUCAGUGCGAUGGUCGGGUAGAGUAGUCCAGAGAGGGAGAGAAAGAGAAAGAGUGAUUGGGCGGAACGUGGGGUGGAGUGGGAUGGAGAAUGGGAAGGGCGAGAGCGAGCGUGUUUCCACGUACUUCUUCUUGUAUGUAUGUAAAUGAUAGAGAAAGCGAGGCACUUGUAUUUUUAGUCCGCCACUGUACAUAGUCCCGGGUAAGCGUCGAAACUAUUGCUAUUACGAGAUAUAGAUUUAUUUUGAUGUUAUCUAGGUAUACGCGGCGAGUCGCGUGCGUGAACGAGAGGGAGGGAGAGAAAGAGAGAGAGAACACGAGGGUCCGCGAGUGCGAGAUAGAAACGACACCGUCACCACCUAAUUACGAAUAUAAUGCUAAAUAUCUUGGGAUCUGAUUCCGUAUUCAGUGUACUUAGUUAUGCAGUCAAUAUACGCCUAUAUUGAUCUGUACAUCGAUCGCAUCAUUUCCUACUCGCUCUACCUUACCUGUCUUCGAAUAAAAAACAGUGAGAACCUUA